This is a messenger RNA of Thunnus maccoyii (southern bluefin tuna), 2869 nucleotides long. RefSeq names its product AT rich interactive domain 3A (BRIGHT-like) (gene arid3a). The record is from RefSeq and is a predicted model, not a curated record. Gene Ontology annotation, cellular component: nucleus. Gene Ontology annotation, biological process: regulation of transcription by RNA polymerase II. Gene Ontology annotation, molecular function: DNA binding. NCBI's taxonomy places the organism in Eukaryota, Metazoa, Chordata, Actinopteri, Scombriformes, Scombridae. The transcript has 9 exons. The coding region runs from base 730 to 2391 and encodes 553 amino acids.
CCGUCAGUCAGUCUGUCUAUCUGAGCGAUGCGGGCACUCACACCGACGCGCAAACUCUGAAAACACAAUUACACGCACAAGCCGAAUGCGUGGAUAUCAUGCAGUCACAUGAAACCACUUUAUUUCUAGACGAUAAACACACGAACCACCUCUCCUCUUCCUAUUUUUGGUGCUUUCUUCUCCUCCGUGUGUAACCGAGAGAGGGGGGGGAGACGAGGAUUCAGAGACGGGGAGAACAGGAAUGUUUCUUCCGGUUCCAAAGAGUGUAAAAACCGAACGGAAGCCGGCGUGGUUUUUGUAGUCUGUCAACGCACUCUUGUACUCCUACCUUCGCUUCCACUGCUAGUGCCUCAUUGAACACUGUGAGACUGCUCUGCUGCCAGCUUUGGUUUCCACCCUACUGCAGGAAAAACCAUUGAGACAAGAAAGAGGCCUCUCGAGAACUGCAGCCGACCUCUGACUGCAUGUCUCAGAGCUCUGACCGACCCCUCUCCUCUUCCUCUUCCUCCUCCUCCUUCCACUGCUCCUCAAGGACCCACGUUUCUACAUAACCAUAACCCCCAAACUUCCAGCCACCUGCUAACUGUUUCAUCACAGACACGAUUUGCAAUCGCUCCCCCUGGGCAGUAGGAUCAACCACCGUCCCCCGACCGGCCCCCGACUGGUGCUCCUUCAGUGGGGGAGGGAGGGGAAAGAAGGCAGCUGAGCAACGUGUCGCUUUCCCCGGAGAUGAAGCUGCAGGCUGUCAUGGAGAACCUGCACAGGCAGCAGAGGGCCAAGCUGCUGAUGGAGCAGCAGCUGCAGCAGCAAGCUGCCGCCCAACACACUCAUGUCCGCACAGGUGGAGGAGGAGGGGAUGAGCCGAUGGGAAGCCCAGCCCCUGAGACAGAGCAGGCCCAGAUGGCAGCACUGGCAGCCAUGCGAGCAGCGGCGGCUGGGUUGCAGAGAGUGUCAGACAGCCCCAUGUCAGAGCGCAGCAGUGGCGGCGAAGAGGAAGGUGACGAUGAUGACAAUGAGGAAGCAGAGGAGCAAUACAAGGACAUGAUGGGAUCAGACGAGGAGGAGCAGAUCAAACAGAAAUGGGACGAGGAGGACUUUGAAGGCGAGAUGGAAGAAGACUUUGAUGAUGACCUGGCGGAGGAGGGUCUGCCAACGGGCCACAAUGCUGUGGUCCCUGGGAAAGGUAUCCUCCUGCUGCCCCACCGCCAGCUCCACCCCCACUCCCAGCUACUGAAGGCCCGUCCCAGUGUCGAGCAAGAGCCCCGCGUAGCCAUCCUGCCUCCCCACGCCACGCACAGCCACCUGGGCGGCCAGGACCAUGGAGAAUGGACCUAUGAGGAACAGUUCAGACAGCUGUAUGAACUGGAUGGAGACCCAAAGAGGAAAGAGUUUCUGGAUGACCUCUUCAGUUUCAUGCAAAAAAGAGGAACUCCUGUGAAUCGUAUUCCCAUCAUGGCCAAGCAGGUCCUGGAUCUGUACAUGCUCUACAGGCUGGUAACAGAGAAGGGCGGCCUGGUGGAGGUCAUCAACAAGAAGCUGUGGAGGGAGAUCACCAAGGGACUCAACCUGCCUACCUCAAUCACCAGUGCAGCCUUCACCCUCCGCACACAAUACAUGAAGUACCUGUACCCGUAUGAAUGUGAUAAGAGGGGUCUGAGCAACCCCAACGAGCUCCAGGCGGCCAUCGACAGUAAUCGGCGGGAGGGCCGACGACAGAGCUUCGGCAGCUCCCUCUUCACAUACUCCCCCAACGGGACGCCCACCAUGCUCUCCUCGCCCAAGAUCCCCAGUGUGGGCAUGACAGUGAGCACCAACGGGGCCUCGCUGACCCCCAUCCAGAAGAUCAAGAAAGAAGAGGAGGGAGGCCAACCUCUACCAGGGAUCGGUGUGGCUCGCUUGCCAGCGGGGGCGUUGGCAGGUCACUCGGUGGCUUCUGUGCAGGCGGCAGCAGCCCAGGCAGCAAUGGCGGCUCAGGUGGCGGCUCUGGAGCAGCUGAGGGACAAACUGGAGGCUGGGGAGCCACCAGAGAAGAAGAUGGCGCUGCCGGCCGAGGAACACCACCGACUGCUGCAGAGAGCACUGCAACACAACCUCCUGGCCAUGACCGCCCAGAUACCUAUGAACAUCCGCAUCAACAACCAAGACGGCAGGCAGGACUCGGCCCUGAACCUCACCACCAACGGCACAAGCAGCAUUAGCAUGUCAGUGGAGCUCAAUGGAGUCGUGUACACAGGCGUUCUUUUUGCUCAGGCAGCAGCAGGGUUGGCCUCUUCUGGUGCGUCCGUCUCCAACAAGGUCGUCAGCGCUCGUGUCGCUCCACCACAGCAGCAGCAGCAUCAGCAGCAGAACACACCUACCUCAACCUCAACCUCCAGCAACCCAUUGUCUUAACAAACCCUCAGCCUCCCCCCCUCUUCCUUUUUUUUAUUACCACGCUAAGUAAAGCCAAAAAUCAACCUCAUUUUCUACAGAAUCUAUGCCAAAAAGAGAAGAACCAUAAACCGUACAGAAAGACACAAACUGAAACUCAAAUCACUUGAAGUACACUAUCUCAGGUUUUCUCUCACCAACUCACCUCUUUUGUUCUUCACAGCCAAAAUGAUUUUGAAAAAAAAAUCCCGAUUUAGAGCCAGUAUAUGCUAAACAAAUAUGUAUGCACAUCCUGUGAAUUAUUUAUUUCUGCAUAAAUGUACAGACUAUCGGAGAACAAAAGAGAAGGUAAUAACUAGGAAGGGUAAUGCACUGUUUACACACACAAACACAGCUACUGACUGACAGCAAUGUUUUAUCCUCUAGGGGAGAGAUUUUUUUUUUAAAUUUUAUUUUACCUUUUCAUUGUCAUUAUUAUCAUUAUUGUUAUUCUCAUUAU